This is a messenger RNA of Colletotrichum lupini, 1371 nucleotides long. RefSeq lists its product as uncharacterized. The transcript is spliced from 6 exons. The record is from RefSeq and is a predicted model, not a curated record. Lineage: Eukaryota; Fungi; Ascomycota; Sordariomycetes; Glomerellales; Glomerellaceae. The coding region runs from base 1 to 1371 and encodes 456 amino acids.
AUGUCGUUGCCUAAGACCCCUGUUGGAGCCAGAAUCAGAAAUUUUUGGAUCCCAAGUGAGCAUGCGUCACUUGACGACACGGCAGGCAACCACAUGAUGCUGGAUGAGGGCACUGCCGGAAUAGUUCGGAACCCUGCCAAAAAGACAAAAAACCGCUAUCUAGAGUUUGAGGUUUACGAUCGGGAGGACACUCGAUGGGGACUUUAUUACAACCCCAAAAAGUUCAAGGACCCUGCCAUCGUUUCUGAGGAGUUCCUCGAAAUAGGCACUCUCCCGGCGUCAGGUUCUCUUACGGAAGUUUACGAGCCGAGCCCUGCCGCAAAGGCCGACGAAAGUAUCGAGAUGCCGUAUGAACGCCUUCUGGUCACAUUCUUCGAGUCGUGUAAAAUUCAUAAUGAUGAUCUAGAUCUUGCCGGGGUGAGUCUUCGUCAGCUUGACAUGUUGAAACAGCCAAAGAAAAUCACAAGUAUUGCGGGGGAAAUGGUUCAAGGUCUCGAGAAGAUGGGAACUCUUGGAGAGAACAACUUAGAUAACGAGCACGUACUCUACAUCACUGUCUACCACGGGAAGGACGACUCUUCUUCGGAAAAUUUCAGAACCCAUUUCUUCAUUUUCUUGGAGUUGUAUCGUGUUGCAAAUGGCCUUUGGACGGGGCAAGAAAGAAUCCGUCAUGAGGAUGGUCCAUCUUGCUGGCUCUACAAGAGACCGCCGUGCAGAGUGGAAGACAACAGUAAUGUCAAGGAUCUCGAUAGACUCGCCGUUACCUUUUCGCCUCCGCCAUCUUUGAGAAAGAAUAAUGGCGGCGAAUGGAAAGUCAAGGAUGGCGAUUACAUGGUUCCCGCGGUCGAGAUUGCAAUUUUGUCGACGGGUAAUCGCCAUCCUUGUACAUACGAGAAAUUUUCCGGCAUCGGUCUAUUCGACAACUUCAAGGAAGUGUUCAGAGUUGCCUGUCGCAUCGAGAAUACGAAUGCAGACGGAAACCUCGAAACUCGAUACUUGACACAGGAAUCAGCAGUUUCACUGCCAGAUCUUUCUAAGAUCCAUGGUACGAAAGAACAAAGAGACGCUAUGGAUGGGAGUUGGGCCCAGGCAACGUCCAUCCUCGCGACAUUUGUAAAGAAGUGGAAAAUGGGACCCGAAAGUGUCCCAAGCACCCUCAUAGACGGGUGGCCGAUCAGGCUUCGCAAAGUCGCACCCAAUUUCUUCACAGAGGGACUGAGGCAGCCAUUCGUUAUCAAGGAAAAAAACACUCCUCAAGCUUCAGAGGCUGGUCAAACGGAGAAAGCAGGCGAUGGAAAUGUCAAGUGCAAGGAGCCGCGUCGUUUCGUUUACGACUCAACGGCGGCACUUAAUCCCGAGGAGGAUAUUUAG